CGGUAGCUUUGCAAAUCUUGAAUUCGUGCAUCAAAAUUCAUUGAAUGAAAUCAGCAUUUAAAUGAGCGGAUCAAAGCUUCUGCGGUUACGGGUUCUUGCUGCUUUCAAAGAUCUACAUUUGGCUCGUCUUCAAGUUUUUAAAGGCGACGCACGCGCUUUAGAAGCUGGGCGAGCAGAAAUAAACGAAAAUUUUCGGAAGAAUCGUGACGUCACAGACCCUGAAAAAAUCGAGGAACUGAUCACUAUUGCUGUCGAUUCGGCGCAGAUUUUAAGAAAGCAUGUUGUGCAAAUAGAAGGUGUUGCAGAGAACCAGUUCAGAGCUAAUAUUACGAAAGACACUUUUAUGCUUGACAACACUGAAUACAGGGACGUAUCGGAGAAGGAACUUCUGGAUUUUAAAAAGAAAAGCAGAAAACCAAGAUCAAAGAAAACAAAAUAAGUUUAUGUCUUCAAAAACCAAGAAAAACGCGUCAGCUGAUUUGAUACGUAGUCCGUGUGUUCAGGGUCAAUUGACCGGCAUUCCAAGGCAAGUUAAAGAUACAGUUGCCGACAUUCAUAAUUAUGUUUUAAAGUGGCAGAAGUUAACCACUAGGGGGUUUGAAGAGCUCUCAAAGUUGUCUGAUAUAAAGUUGACAUUAUUAUCGAACAGUGACAAUAAUGAAAGUGGGUUUUAUUCAAAUGAUUUGUUAGAAAUUUGUAAUAAAAUAGUAGUUACCUACAAUGAAUUGGAAAAAACAUCAAAAAAACUGGAAAAGUUUGCCUCAAAAUUGGCCAAACUGGAAGAUUUAUCUGAUUAUAACAGUUCCAGUAGUAUGUCUUGUUUAAGUUCUGUUCCAUUUGUUACCUGGCCGGUUUCAAAAUUUACGGAAAGUGCAACUGAAAUAUCGGAGAUGCAUGUUAAGGAAUUGUCUUUAAAGAAAUGCAUUGUGGAGAACGCUGCUCAUGUUGAUCUUUUUAUGAAAAGCAAGGAUCCUGCAGAGUUAAUUGGGGAUUGUAGAAAUACAUUGAUGACAUUUUCAUCUUGCUGGCUUCAUGAACCUUAUAUUGAUGUGCCGGUACGGAAGUUUCUCAUCCAGUCAAUGAUAUUCGAAAGUGGGCAUGAACGAUAAAUUGUUUGAGACAUUGUGUGUUUAUUACCCUUUAAUUUAUGAUGUUUGUUUCGUAAAUUUUUGAACAUGCCGAAUGCUUUGAGGACCAGGCAUAAUUGUAAUGGAUUUGGUAAAAUAGAAAAAGGAAUGAGAAAACGUCAUAAUCUCAUAAUGUCAUGAAACUAAUUGCCUGUAAUUGGCAUAGUAAAUAAGUGUAGAAAAUUACUGGAGUAACCGUGGAACUGCUGCAAUAAGAUAAGGUACAGAUAAGCUGGUCAAAUUCAGGGGCGGAUAAUCUUUUAUUACUUUAUUCAUGCAAAAACUUCUAAAAGUAAAUUAUUGUUCUGUGAGGUUGGACUAUUCGUUAGCCUUAUAUGUGUUCGUUCUUUGUAGUGUUCUAAACUAAUUUCUUUGGCAUUCUCACUUUAGA
Messenger RNA from Ciona intestinalis (vase tunicate), 1518 nucleotides. Its product is annotated as cyclin-dependent kinase 2-interacting protein-like. Lineage: Eukaryota; Metazoa; Chordata; Ascidiacea; Phlebobranchia; Cionidae. The record is from RefSeq and is a predicted model, not a curated record.